This is a messenger RNA of Fusarium tjaetaba, 477 nucleotides long. Its product is annotated as transcription factor Pcc1. Lineage: Eukaryota; Fungi; Ascomycota; Sordariomycetes; Hypocreales; Nectriaceae. The transcript is spliced from 3 exons. The record is from RefSeq and is a predicted model, not a curated record. Bases 1 to 477 code for a protein of 158 amino acids. Gene Ontology annotation, cellular component: EKC/KEOPS complex.
AUGACCGCCAUUCCCGAUCCCGAAUUUCCCUGCUCCAUGCAAGCCACCCCCCUGUCCUGUGACGAUGACGACCCCAAUGUCCUCAACGUCCCCUUUCCCACCGCUCGACUGGCCACAACCGCCCUCAAGGCCAUUCAGGUGGACCCUGAACUCUCCCCACUCGUUAGGCGACAGCUCACCGUUGUCCCAGCGCCCAAGUCAACGCAGGGUUCUCCAUCUGGUGACGAUGCAGAUGUCCAGCUUCUCGAGGUUCAUUACAGGGCCACAACCAAUCGAAUGCUUCGAGUCGCUGUCAACGGCUUCAUGGAGAGCUUGAAACUCGUGGUGGAGGUUAUGGAGCAUUCUGGUCUUCCCGUGCUCCACAACUCUUCUGAGGCUGUCAAUUCCUCGUUUACUAGUUCAUCUACUGCUUCGUCUAGCGAUUUCAACAAAUACACUCUACAACAAGCCCAUCUAGGCCCAGAGGCACCCGUCUAG